GAAACAUAUAUUUAACACUUACAUUUUAAAGUAAACACAGAAAUUUACAGCAUUAGAAACAAAUAGUGGACAGAAUUAGGCAACAAGUGCUAGUGUUCAUUACUUAUACAGGCGAAAAGCAAGAGCAUUCGAUCGCUACUCUCCCAGGAGAAAUGCGAACUGUGCGCUGGGCAGCUCGAGUUUAUGCAAUGUUCUAGUUUGGCCCAGCGAGCAACAAGGAGAGCGGAAAGAAAACGGCAACUGAGCGCCGUUAAAAUUAAUAUUGCUUAUUGCAUUUGCUAUUGCUGAAGUGUACACAAACAGCGAGCGUGUGUGUUGAGCGCAACGCAUCCAAAUGACUGUUACUGUGACCAGCACGCAUGUAAUGGAGGCACAAGUCAAAGCAACACAUCAUCUGGCUGGCGGCGGCGGUGGUGGUGGUCAACAGCAGCACAGUUCUAAAGAGUCAAUCGAUUUAGCUGGCAAGGAGAUUGAGCUAUCAGAUGCGCCAGAGGAUGAAAUGACGGUUCUGUUAACAAAUAAAAAUUUUAGAUUUGAAACGGCAUCCGAUCUGGACGACGCCUUUGUCGAAAUUAAUGGCAGCCAAACGCCAGGCAAUGUGGAUUUUGAUGUUGGCGCGGAGCUGCCGCAAGUUACUUGGCUGGUUGACGAUGAGAUCGAUACGCUAGAUCGAGUCACACAGGAUAUUGGCAACAUUUUCUUCAAUCGCGUCGACAGCAAGGACAUUAUAUACCAACAGAAAAAGAAAAACAUCAAAAUGGUGGGCAAAUAUGUUAUGGGCGACGUGCUAGGCGAAGGCUCCUAUGGCAAAGUGAAAGAGGCCAUGAACUCGGAGAAUCUCUCUCGACUGGCUGUGAAGAUACUCACCAAGCGCAAGCUGCGUCGCAUACCCAAUGGCGAGCAAAAUGUGACGCGCGAAAUACAUUUGCUGAAGCAGCUGAAGCACAAGAAUGUGGUGCAGCUGGUCGAUGUGCUGUACAACGAGGAGAAACAGAAAAUGUAUUUGGUGAUGGAGUAUUGCAUUGGAGGCUUGCAAGAGAUGCUAAACCAUGCGCCAGACAAGAAGAUGCCGCUUUUUCAGGCGCAUCGUUACUUUCAACAGCUGGUCAACGGCUUGGAAUAUUUGCACAGCUGUCGUAUUAUACACAAGGAUAUCAAACCGGGCAAUCUGCUGCUCACGCUAGAUGAAACGCUUAAGAUAUCAGAUUUUGGUGUGGCCGAGCAGCUGGAUCUGUUUGCGCCGGACGAUACGUGCAAGACGGGUCAGGGCUCGCCAGCGUUUCAGCCACCCGAAAUCGCCAAUGGCCAUGAAACAUUUGCAGGCUUCAAAGUGGACAUUUGGAGCAGCGGCGUUACACUUUACAAUAUGGCAACGGGUCUUUAUCCAUUUGAUGGCGACAACAUUUACCGACUGCUGGACAAUAUUGGACGCAGUCAAUGGGAGGCGCCUGACUGGCUUUAUGAGUUGGACGCCAAAUUUGCCAAUUUAAUAUUGGGCAUGCUACAAGCCGAUCCCGAAGUACGACUCUCUUUGCAGCAGAUACGCAGAGAUACUUGGUUCCUGUCCGCACCAGCGAUAAGUUGCCCACCGAUACCCAUUCCUCCACUCAAAGGCGACAAGUACGGACGCACGACUGUGCUGCCCUAUCUAGAAGCCUAUCACUAUGGCAAUGAACAGGAUCAAGAAGAUGUUUAUUUCACCGAACAUGAUGUCAAUCAGGAGCUGGCGCGACGUGCUGCUGCUGCCGCUGCAGAGAUUCGUGCCACCAAGACAGCGGCUGCUAAUGCUGCUUGCCAUUUGUACGAGCCAUCCACAAGUGCUAAGGCUGCAGCUGAUGUCACGACCAACGGCUCCAUGGAAACGUCUGUUAAGAAGAAGGGAUCUACCUUGAAGCGGCGCGCCAAGAAACUAACAUCCUGCAUUUCGGUGCGCAAGCUAUCGCAUUGUCGCACUUCAUAGGCCAUGCUGCUGAUGCUGAUGCUCCUAGAUUUUAGUCUAAUUCAUUUUUGAAAAGUAAUAACUUUGUUAACAAAUUGUGAGCAACUUUUUGGUUAUUGUUUUCGUUUAGUUUCCUUUAUUUUGUUGUCUUACGUUUGCCAAGUAUUUAAUAAGCUAUAGAGAGAGAACUAUCAAGGUCUACAGAUCAUCCUCAGCAGAAAAACAAGAGCAUUAAGUUAGCUUCUAAAGCCGACAGCAGAGUGCAAAGUUAAAUCCAAGUGACAAUACCGUGUAUUAUAUUGAAAGAAAAUCGUUGUUAAUGGCGUUGAUAACUAUUUUGUGUAUAUUCAAUAGAGAACAAAUAAGUAUGUUGAAUAAUUGCAAUUAGCAAAGCUGCGUCAAAGUAAACGUCGCGACGCAUCGAGUCAAGGCGCAAAGAGAAAGUAAAAAAAUGUUCAAAUAUG
Drosophila busckii is the source of this 2403-nucleotide messenger RNA. RefSeq names its product serine/threonine-protein kinase STK11 (gene Lkb1). Gene Ontology annotation, molecular function: protein kinase activator activity; ATP binding; protein serine/threonine kinase activity. NCBI's taxonomy places the organism in Eukaryota, Metazoa, Arthropoda, Insecta, Diptera, Drosophilidae. Gene Ontology annotation, biological process: glucose homeostasis; intracellular signal transduction; establishment of cell polarity. Gene Ontology annotation, cellular component: cytoplasm. The coding region runs from base 335 to 1960 and encodes 541 amino acids. The transcript is spliced from 4 exons. The record is from RefSeq and is a predicted model, not a curated record.